UUGUCUUCCGACCACCAUCACAAGACACAAUGGCAGCCGCACUCUCGCUGCAGCUGCGCGCCGCGCAGAAGGCCGACCUGCCGCGCCUGGCGCACAUCUUCAGCGCCAACUUCACGCCCAUCAUGGCGCCCAUCCUCCCCUCGGGCCCCACCAAGGCCGACGAGGCGCUGCGGCACGCCCAGCUGGCACGCCGCCUAGCCGAGCGCGACGCCGACCCGCGCAACGCCUUCCUCGACGUGGCCACGCGCGCCGACGACGGCGAGGUGCUUGCGUGCACGCAGUGGCGCAUCGUCGACGCCGGCGGCUACGACGCGCCCGAGCCGCACUACGCCGAGCCGCUGCCGUGGCCGGCGGACGCCAAGCCCGAGCUGCACGACGCCUUCUUCCACAGCCUCGAGAUGAACGCAAAGAAGUACAUGGACGACCGCAAGCACGUCCACCUCGACAUUCUCUGCGUCGACACCGAGACGGCACGCAGCGGCGCCGGCACGUUCCUCUUCAAGCAUGUGCUGGCACAGGCACGCGCGCAGAAGCUGCCCAUCUACCUCGACGCCGCGCCGACGGGCUCGGCGCUGCCCUUCUGGACGCGCCACGGCUUCCGGCAGCUCGGCGUCAUCCAGACCGACGGCAUGGACGACGUCAUUGCCAUGGUGCGCGAGGACGACUCGGCGCAGGCAGACGCAUGAGUAGCGCGAGCAUCUCAUUGGACGACUGUGUUGCCCUGCAUACCAAUAAUAUCAACACAGCGUCGCACAUCCGCCCGUGUGCUCUCGUCGACCCAGGCGGCCUCCGCACGGCGGCCGAAGUCCUCAACGCAGCUGCGAACGCGGGCGUGCGUGAAGGCGUCUGGGGGCCGCAAGCGAGCCUGGCAGAAGCGUGAGCAGGCAUCAAGGAGGAUCCCUCGAGGACGCACCUCACAGGGCGCGUGCUCGAGCGCUCGCCGCACGAUGCGCCAGAAGCCCGCCCACGCCCAGCCCUGAUCGGCCGCGACGAGCUGCAGCACGAUGGACCACCACUCGCGCUGCCAGCUCGCCUCGUCGGCGCUCGUUGCGCGCAGCUGCUCCUCGACGUCGCUCAGCGCCGCCGCGCUUGCGUCGACGGCCUGCGCCAGAGAGGCGUAGAGGGACGGCAGAUUGUGCGCGUUCAUCCAGUUGUGGUUG
Molecule: messenger RNA, 1160 nt
Organism: Tilletiopsis washingtonensis
Lineage: Eukaryota; Fungi; Basidiomycota; Exobasidiomycetes; Entylomatales
Exons: 2
Coding region: 30-686 (218 amino acids)
Molecular function (GO): acyltransferase activity, transferring groups other than amino-acyl groups
Source: RefSeq, a predicted model, not a curated record